Molecule: messenger RNA, 375 nt
Organism: Punctularia strigosozonata HHB-11173 SS5
Lineage: Eukaryota; Fungi; Basidiomycota; Agaricomycetes; Corticiales; Punctulariaceae
Exons: 4
Biological process (GO): lysosomal transport; retrograde transport, endosome to Golgi; endocytic recycling
Cellular component (GO): GARP complex; EARP complex; membrane
Source: RefSeq, a predicted model, not a curated record
CCACCUGCCAAGUCUCGCGCUAGGGACCUGCUGAGGAAACACUAUGGGUUAGGCAUCGGCCCGCCUGCCCCUUCUGGUCGACCUUCCGAUCCGAUGGACCUUGAUUCGCCGGCGUUUGACGCGAAAGCGUACUACGAACAGCUGAUCACCACGGCAUCCCUCUCGACGCUCCUCAAGCGGGAGAACGAACUGCUUUCCGAAAUACGUGAGCUUGAUGGCGAGCGCCAGUCUCUCGUGUACAACCAUCAUCAUGAACUCAUCGCUGCCUCGGACACAAUCGCUGCUAUGAAAACUCGCGCAGAGUCGCUCGACGCCGAUCUUGACGCGCUUAGAGCCGCUUUCUCCGAAAUAUCACGUCUCGUGCCCGAGGUUGCG